This is a messenger RNA of Perkinsus marinus ATCC 50983, 2954 nucleotides long. RefSeq lists its product as hypothetical. Gene Ontology annotation, molecular function: translation initiation factor activity; RNA binding; translation initiation factor binding. Bases 1 to 2568 code for a protein of 855 amino acids. The record is from RefSeq and is a predicted model, not a curated record. Lineage: Eukaryota; Perkinsozoa; Perkinsida; Perkinsidae. Gene Ontology annotation, biological process: translational initiation. The transcript has 10 exons. Gene Ontology annotation, cellular component: eukaryotic translation initiation factor 3 complex.
AUGGCCUCCUAUACGACGUCGUACAUAACCAUUGCAUUCGAUCAGGUCCGCAAGGGUAACGCCCAGACCUUCCCCGAGGAGCAGCUCGAGCAUUGUCGUGAUCAUCCUGAAGACUACGCCAAUGCCUCUACCACAUUCGAGGAUGAGGAGGCUGAUGAUGAAUCGGAAGAUUCUGAUGUUGAGGAUGAUAUUGAUAGUGACGAAUCUGAAAGCGAGUCGGAGGAGGACGAGGAUAGCAGCAGUAGCGAAUCGUCUGAAUCUGAGUCGGAGUCGGAAAGUGAGAGCAGCUCUAGUGAGAGUGAAGAUGAAAGUGUCAAGCAUCGUGCAAAGCCUAAGCGCCGUGCUGUUGUUGACGAUGUUGAUUCUGAGGGCUCUCUUACGUCCUCAGACGAUGAAAGUGAUAGUGAUGAGUCCUCUUCUGAUGAGUCUUCAUCAUCAUCGUCGUCCUACAGUAGCAGUAGUGAAUCGGAGGAGUCCAGCAGCGAGAGUGAAAGUGAAUCUGAAGCUGAGAGCGCUUGGAGCAUGUCGGCCGAUGAUGAGAGUGAAGAUGACGAGUUGGACGAGCAAGCAAAGAGGAGGAAGCGUGCUUUGAAGUGGUUGAAGGACAGCGAUGAAAGUGACUCGGAAGAUGAGAGGAAGCAGGCAAACGAGGUUCGUGCUCGUCGCUUGCAAGCUCGUGGUGCUAGAGAAGAGGCUGCGGCUAAGCGCCAGCUGGCAGUUGACAGCGACGCUGAUGAAGAGGACUUCGAAUCUGAGUUCAAGAUCGUUGAUCGCGAGGAGGCUUUGGUGGAGACGCUGAAGACCCAAUACGGCAUUCACGACGAGAUGGAGGAGGACGAUGUUGUUGCUAAAACGAGGGAGAUCCUCCAACAGCGUGGGCGUAAGGGCGUGGAUAGACAGCUCCAGUUGAAGAAAAUGUUGGCAUUACUUGAAAUUUCCGAGAAGAAUGAGUUCGACACCAGUGCUCGGGCUACUCUACUUGGUGGUAUUCUCUCUCACUACGUGGACCAACGUUCGGGUGUCUUUAACAGUCUCGCUCGCCCGGCGUGGUUACAGUGCUUUGCUUACCUUGGUCGGCUCAUCUCUGUUGUGGCGAGCGAUGGUAGCGCGGUGAUUCUGACUGGUGGUAUGGAGAAAAGCGAAGAUGAGACUGUGAGGAAGCAGCAGAGGUCUUCCACCAACUCUGCGGUUGCGGGAUUCAUCGAGCAGUUGGAUGAAGACUUGUAUAAGAGUCUUCAGAGUGCAGCAGACUUGUCGUCGUCGCAACACUCUGCUGGGUCGUCCACAACUACUGGUGCUAUCGCCACUGCGGAGCAAUACACGGAGCGCCUCGCUGAUGCUUACAAGUUGGCGGCUUUGGAAUUCGUGGCGUUGUGCCAGUUUAAAAUUGAUACCAACGUCGAUGAGGGAGAAGCCAAGGACUCCGUCGUUUCUCGUGUUGCCUUGAAGUUGAUGGACCAUCUCUAUUAUCGCGCCGAGAAUCUCAACAAGCUCGUUAUCAAGAAGAUUGGAGAAAAUCUGAAGGACGGCGAGAAAUUGCUCUCUUGCAAUCUUGCUAAUUCCCUAACGGAGACUGCCAGUGCUGAGUGGGAGCGUCUGUCGCAGCUGGAGGAAGGAAGCUCGGUUGCUUUGGUGGGCAGUCUGGCCGCGUGUGUCUACAACUUCAACGGUCCGAUGGCUACUAGUAUGAAGGUCAUCGCUCUGCUACGUCAAAUCUUCCACUAUGCUAAUAACGACCGGUUGAAGGAGGCGAGGAGGCUUAUUACAGUCUCCAACGUGCAUGAGAGAGUGCCUCCUUCGCUGAGUGGUGCUGGAGCUGAUGUGAAUACCCAGGUCUUGUACAACAGGGCGUUGGCGGCUAUUGGUAUGGCGCAUUUCCGAGCCGGAAAUGUAGCGCAAGCUCACAAGUAUCUUUAUGAGCUAUGUGGUCAGAAUCGUUGUCGAGAGCUCUUGGCUCAAGGAUACAGUCGAGUGUCAACUAUGCGUGGAGAGGAGAAGACUCCUGAGCAGGAGAAGGCUGAGAGGCGCCGUCGUCUUCCCUACCACAUGCAUAUGAACCUCGAGCUCGUCGAGACCGCCCACAUGAUCUGCGGCGUCUUGCUAGAGGUCACUCAAAUGGCAUAUCACCGUGCUACUGGUGCGAACAGCCCCCUUGUGAACAGAGUCGUCCGUCGAUCUCUCGAGUUGAUGGACCGUCAAACCUUCCUCGGUCCUCCCGAAUCCGGUCGCGACUCGGUCCUCUUUGCUGGCAAGGCCGCGCUGUCUGCAGACGUCGACCGUGCGGUGACUUUGAUAAAGUCGUUGAAGAUCUGGGAUCAACUUCCUGCUACUGUGCUUCCUCUCAUCGAGGAGGGUAUGAGGGAGACUUGCCUGCAAGUGGCCUUGUAUAGGAGUAUGCUCACUCACACGUCGGUCGAUUCGCAGCAGCUAUCGCAGCACUAUAAGGUUGACCAUAGCACUGUCAAUGGUAAGCUAUUGGUACUGUGUUGGACUAUAGUGUUUUUCAGCUAUGAUUCGACAACUGAUUUUCCGAGGAGAGUACCCUGCGCAGUUUGUCGCGGACGGUGAACUUGGCGAUGCUACUGAGGAUAAGAUGCUCUAUACCAAUUUCCCCCGUGCGUCUCGGUUCCAGCAGCUUUCACGACAGCUUGUAGAUCGUUCUAUCAUGACACUCGACAGCAGCGACAAAUUGGUGAUGGAUCAAAGUACCGGUCGGUACGACUAUCGAGGAAGUGGUCUGCCGAGUGAUCAGCCGAAGCCUCGGGUUGCUCGAGCUCCUCUGAGUAGUGAGGAAGCGGCGAGAAGAGGCUGGGGAGCGGCUCGGAGGCAGGCUAAGGGGACAGUCAUCCCGAACGCCUCGGCUGUUGGUGGUCUGAAGCCUGCUGGAGGGGUCGGCGGUCUGAGGACGGGAAUGUACGUCCCUCCUGGACGACGUUAGGAGUUCGAUGAUGGUG